Messenger RNA from Plasmodium coatneyi, 3855 nucleotides. RefSeq names its product DNA repair protein. Lineage: Eukaryota; Apicomplexa; Aconoidasida; Haemosporida; Plasmodiidae. Gene Ontology annotation, molecular function: mismatched DNA binding; ATP-dependent DNA damage sensor activity; ATP binding. The record is from RefSeq and is a predicted model, not a curated record. The coding region runs from base 1 to 3855 and encodes 1284 amino acids. Gene Ontology annotation, cellular component: MutSalpha complex; nucleus. Gene Ontology annotation, biological process: mismatch repair. The transcript has a single exon.
AUGGCCGAUUUUAGCAAGUCCAAUUCUUCCGGGCCUGUGAACAGGAAGCAGGCAUCCAUUCUGAGCUUUUUCAAGACACAGGAUGUGAAGGGAAAGAAGGUGACUGGUGCAGGGGGGGAGGUGGCCAAGGAAAGCAAAAGCGAUGCAGAUAAGAAUGGGGGGCAGCAACUGAGCGCGGCGAUGAGCACGCUGGACAAAUUUGCAUCCAAUGUUGGGAAGAAGCAAGAAGGGGGAAAUGAAGGAGAGCGAAGUUCCGAAACGAGUUCUACUGCAGUGAAGGAACAAAUUGAGCAUGAUCCCAGCGGAUGCAGCACGGAAAAUGCCAAAGCGGACCUAUUCUCCGAUGACAACGAAGAUGUAAACAAAGGUGGUGAGGUUAAAAGUUUGAUUGGAAAAAAAGAAAUCCAAAUGAAGAACAGCUACGAGAAGGUAUAUGCAGACAAUAAUGAGGAGUUGAGCACCGAUGAGGAUAUCAUCGUGAAGAAGAAGCGAAAGGUUAUAAUUGAUUCAUCCAGUGAAGAUGUGUAUGACGGGUCUAACGAGGUAAAUCAAGAGAAUGGAAAGAACAUGAAAAGGAAGGUAGUCCCAGGGAGUGAAAUGGUUGGCGUGGAUGGAAAGUUAAACAACCUGGUUUAUGAACCGAAUAAGUGUAUAAAAACGGAGGAAACGUUAUUCACUAAUGAGAAGAGCUCAAAGGAGAUUAGCAACAUAAACCGUCGAAAGGGAGAAGAUGGAAAGAAGUCACAAGAAUUGGAUACAUUAAGGAACAAAUUUCUAAGCAUGCCAAUCUGUUUGUCAAACGAUAAAUUCAGACUGUACAUAGAACAGUACUUCCUAUACUGCAAUACGUUUGAAUUUCCAAAAUGGGUUCAGCCGCAAUACAUUCGCGAUUUGAAUUUGAGGAGCCCAGAUAAUCCAGACUAUGACUGUUCCACUAUUUGGACCCCCCCAAUGGAUCAUCCUUGGGCAGUGGAAUACAAACAAGCUCACUACACCCCAGGGAUGCAACAGUUCUGGAAAAUAAAAUCCAAAAAUUUUGACAAGAUCAUAUUUUUUAAAAUGGGAAGAUUUUACGAAAUAUUUUAUAUCGAUGCUUGUUUGAUGCACACCAUUUGUGGGUUGAAUUGGAUGGGGGGGGAACAGAAACCUCACUUGGGUUUCCCCGAACAAUCACUUCAUUUGUAUGCCAAAAAGGUUAUUAACAGUGGGCACAAGGUGGUUGUAAUUGAACAGAUGGAGACACCAAAGGAGUUGGAGCAACGCAAUAAAGAAACGGCCGGUCCGAAGGAUAAAGCCAUUAAGAGGGAAAUUAACGAAAUUUUCACAAAGGGGACAAUUCUACAUGAUAAUAUGCUCAGUUCAGAGACAAGGUACUUGAUCUGCUUCCACUUUGACGACAUGGAAGAUUUAGACGGCAGUGUGGUGGGUGUUUGCAAUGGGGGGGUAGGAAGUCUCCCAGGUUCUUCAUCCCCAAAUGAUCGUUCAAUAAAGAGCAAAUGCAAUUUCGGCUUCGUCGUCAGUGAUAUAGCGACGUCGUAUAUCGCAGUGGGAUAUUGUAAUGAUGAUGAGUCCCGUAUCGAACUGAGGACAAUCCUGGCACAGUUAUGCCCGGCGGAAAUUCUAUAUUCUUCUAAGAAUAUCAAUAAGGAGGUGCUGUCCAUUUUUAAAAACAUCCCAGCUGAACCAGAACUGACAGCCGUGAGUUCCUUUCCUAAUAUUAUUGCCUCUCUAGAUGAGAUAAGGAAAUAUUUUGAGACCAUCCCCCCAAGUUUAGAAAUGCAUAAAGAACAGAACAGUGUGAUUUGUGCAUUCGGGGGGUUCAUCGUAUAUCUGAGGUCACUCCUACUGGACAAGAAGAUUUUUCGCUUCUGCAAAAUUGAGCAUUAUGAUCUUUUCAAGAGGGAAAAUUACAUGGUCCUCGACGCAACAGCAUUGAAGCAUUUGGAAAUAUUGGAAACCCAAUCAGGGGAAACGAAAAACUCCCUUUUCGAUUACGUGAACAAAACAUGCACAAAUUUUGGAGCAAGGAAUAUGAGGCGUUGGAUCUGCAGCCCACUACUCGACUGUGCGAAGAUAAACGAACGACUAGACGUGGUGGAGUUUUUAAAAAAGAAUGAGCAUAUCUUAUCCCUGAUCAGAUUGAAGCUGAAAAAGCUACCCGAUAUAGAAAGACUGCUUAACAAAAUUUGUAUACAAGCUUCUCAGAGCGAACGGGGAGCCGUCUUUUUCGACAACAUAGUGAGCACCAAGUUGAAAGAAUUCAUGACCUUCCUAAACGCCUUCAAGGAAAUAGGAAGUAUGCUCAUCGAAAUAAACAGUAUUGAAAAAGACGAUGAGGAGUUGCCGAAGCGGCUCUUUGAAAUUAGUAACACCCCAGAUAGGAAAAGUUUAGUGAAAAAUAUCCAAGGUAGUUAUCCACAUAUUGAACAGAUAACCAGUGAGUUUUUAAAAAAAAUUGAAUUCGAUGGAGACAAGGAAUAUAAACCAGCGGAGGGGUGUGAUGAAGCCAUUGAUCAGAUCAACCAGAAAGAGAAGGAAGUGGAAGGUGAACUGAACAAUAUCCUAACAAGAAUGAAAAAAAACAUGAAAAUUUCUUCACUGAAAUAUGUGCAUGCCAAGUAUAAGUACGAGGUGGAGUGCCCGGAAAAUGUCCCCAAGGUUUUUCUAAAGAACGUGGAAAUCACGUCUGCUAAAAAAGGAUUCAUUCGUUUUCACAAUGAGGAGAUAAAGCAAUACGUAGAGAUGCUGGAAGAUAUAGAGCAGGAAAAGAAGGAUGCCAUUUAUCCCUUCUUUAAGAAGAUAUUUCACUUGUUCUAUGCUCAUUAUGAGAAGUACGUGUCUGCGUGCAGACUGGUGUCCGAGUUGGACUGCCUGCAGGCCUUUGCCUUCGUGGCGCUCAACACGCCCUUCGCGCUCACGCGCCCGGUUUUGCACCCGAUGAGAAGGAACGAAAGUGCGGAAGAAGAAAGUGAAAACACAGAACAGAUCAACCAAACCGGCAGGAGCACCGUGCUUACAAUGGGACACAGUGCAGAUGGCCACGGGAAUGAACCCUUCCUCAUCCUCGAAAACAAUAUUCACCCCGUGGUGGCCACGCUCAUGCCCAACUUCAUCUCGAACAAUAUAUACAUGGGUUGCAAGCAGGAGAAUCAGUCUACGUUGCUCCUCACGGGUCCCAACAUGGGCGGAAAAAGCACCCUCCUAAGACAAACAGCUAUUUCGGUUAUCCUCGCCCAAAUAGGAGCCUUCGUCCCAUCCACCUAUUGUGAACUAACAGUGGUUGAUAAAAUUUUUACGCGAUUAGGAUCUAGUGAUAAUCUGUUCGAAGGAAAAAGUACCUUCCUGGUCGAGCUGGAAGAUAUUUCUAACAUGUUAAAGCAAAGCACAAAGUACAGUUUAGCCAUUCUGGACGAACUGGGCAGAGGAACCUCCUCCUUUGACGGCACGGCUAUUGCCCUUUCGACGCUGGAACAAAUUUCAGACGUGGUAAAAUGCAGGUGCAUAUUUUCUACACAUUACCAUCUCCUAGUGGAGGAAGUAAAGCACAACAAAAAUAUUUCAAACUAUCACAUGAGCCUAAGCAUAGACGACCAGCAGGAGAAAAUUAUUUUCCUAUACAAAUUUAUUAAGGGUGUUUGCCCCAAAUCGUUUGGUAUUCACAUUGCUAAAUUGGCUGGUCUCCCCAAAGAAAUCAUCGACUUAGCGCAUGAGAAGUCCACCCUGUUUGAAAACGUAACCGACGAAUUCUGCAAAAUUAUAAAGUACAAGAAUAUUGUGCGUUCUUUGCUCAGUGCCCCCGACGACGAAAAUUUGGGCGCCCUCUUCCGCAAGUACCGGACGGAGUUCGCCUCCUAA